Messenger RNA from Aspergillus campestris IBT 28561, 1176 nucleotides. RefSeq names its product D-isomer specific 2-hydroxyacid dehydrogenase family protein. The record is from RefSeq and is a predicted model, not a curated record. NCBI's taxonomy places the organism in Eukaryota, Fungi, Ascomycota, Eurotiomycetes, Eurotiales, Aspergillaceae. Gene Ontology annotation, molecular function: NAD binding. The coding region runs from base 160 to 1176 and encodes 338 amino acids. The transcript is spliced from 3 exons.
AUAACUAGACUAGUAGCCUCGGCUUAAUAAUGCGGAGAAAAAAUCGCUGAUAAGAACCGCAAAAGCCCCACGUUCGCGAUUCCUACCAGCGCCUCUGCAACAUACAAUAUAGAAAGACAUAGAACAGUUCCCCGAAUAUACCAUAGCAUUAUCACAACCAUGGGCGACGCAGCGCUGCCAAGAGAACACCUCCUGAUCGCCUUCUUUGAGCCCCUCCCGCCGGGCAUGGAAGAGGACAUCAAGGCCAAAUUCCCCAAUGUCGAUACCUCAACCGUCAUAUUACCUGGAGGGGCAGACGUCCCAACUGACGCCAUCCAACACGCAACCAUCCUCGUCACCUUCACGAACCUCCCGCGCCCCGAAGACGCCCACAAACCCCGCAACCGCGCCACCACCAGCUCCGGCAUCCACGGCCCCCCAAUCGCCGAAUGGACCCUCAUGAACUGGCUCAUCUCCUCCCGCAAAUUCAUCUCCACCUACGAGAACCAGAAGAAACACCACUGGGGCGGCAUCACCUCCUACAUGCACGGCAUGCACGACCAAGUCGGCAAAACAGUCGGCAUCCUCGGCUACGGCAGCAUCGGGCGACAGAUCGGGCGCGCCGCCUCUGCGCUCGGCAUGCGCGUGCACGCCUUCACCGCGUCGCCGCGCCUCACGCCAGACUCCAGACGCGACAGGGGGUACAUCGUGCCCGGGACGGGCGACGCCGACGGCGCGAUCCCGGCAUCGUGGCACCACGGGACGGAUAGGGAGUCCGUCCGUGCGUUCCUGAACCUGGGCCUCGACCACCUCGUCGUGUCGCUGCCGUUGACGCCGCAGACGACGCAUUUGCUAGGCGAGGAGGAGUUCCGCAUUUUGUCCGAUGCUGUGUCGCCGCAGCGGCCGAGGCCGUUCGUCACGAAUAUUGCCCGCGGGAAGGUCCUCGAUCAGGAUGCGUUGAUCGCGGCGCUGACGACGGGUGUGUUGGGCGGUGCGGCGCUUGAUGUCGCCGAUCCGGAACCCCUGCCGGCUGAUCAUCCGCUGUGGGAGGCGCCCAACUGCCACAUUAGUCCGCAUGUGAGCUCCCUGGGGAAGGAGUACUUCCCGCGGUCGUUUGACGUGCUGAAAGAGAAUCUGGGGCGGAUGGAGAGGGGCGAGGAGCUGGUGAAUGAAUAUAAGAGGGGGAAGGCAUAUUAA